Pediculus humanus corporis (human body louse) is the source of this 264-nucleotide messenger RNA. RefSeq lists its product as uncharacterized. Lineage: Eukaryota; Metazoa; Arthropoda; Insecta; Psocodea; Pediculidae. The coding region runs from base 1 to 264 and encodes 87 amino acids. The transcript is spliced from 5 exons. The record is from RefSeq and is a predicted model, not a curated record.
AUGAAUGGACGUCGUCUGGAGAAAAACAAACCGCGAGCAUUGCUGGAGAAUAAAAAUACUCGGGGAACUCAAGUUAAUUACCGUAGCCACCUGGGUCUGGUAAACGAAAAUUCACGUUCGAAAAAAAAAAACGUAAACGAUUCUUAUCUUACCCGCGAUAUUUCUCCAGCGACUCGUGUUGUUUGUUUGUUGUAUUCCAGUGGUGGCACGAGGUAUAAGGAAUGCAUUUGGGCGCCAGUUGAACCAAAACGUGGAUGGAUUUAA